This is a messenger RNA of Zingiber officinale, 417 nucleotides long. RefSeq lists its product as uncharacterized. Gene Ontology annotation, molecular function: RNA-DNA hybrid ribonuclease activity; nucleic acid binding. The record is from RefSeq and is a predicted model, not a curated record. Lineage: Eukaryota; Viridiplantae; Streptophyta; Magnoliopsida; Zingiberales; Zingiberaceae. The transcript has 2 exons. The coding region runs from base 1 to 417 and encodes 138 amino acids.
AUGCAAGUUCCUCAGAAUUUAAAGGAAACACAGAAGUUGGUAGGCAGAAUAACAGCCCUGUCAAGGUUCAUUUCCAGAUCUGCAGACCGGGUUGCUCCUUUCUUCAAAGUACUCAGGAAGGUCUCCAAGUUUCAGUGGAACGUGGAAUGUACCCAAGCUUUUGAGGAACUGAAGAAGUAUUUGGAGGCUCUGCUGUCCUUAUUCAAGCCGAUCGUUGGAGAACCACUAUGGGUUUACUUGUUUGCUACCCCUGAGGUCGUGGGGGCUAUGCUUGUUAAAGAACAGGAUAAUGUACAACGACCAGUGGACACUAACAACGAUGCAGAGUAUGAGGCUUUGCUGGCAGGGUUGCAGGCAGCUCGACAUGUAGGGGCUGCCCGGGUCAUCAUUUACUCAGAUUCUCAGUUAGUAACCUAG